GAGACCCAGACACUGUGAUACUUUAGCAUUGCUUCGUUGUAACCUGCUGUCAGAAAAAGAGCAUCUGCAGAUACUCAUUUCUUAUUGUAAAAGAGGCUCUGGCAGACCUUCAGAAUGUACCUCUUCAUUUUCACGUUUGCGAUAUAUGGGACAUUUUCAUGGAACAUGCUUCAAGUGAAAUCUGACCUCCAUUUAGUGGGAAACCUUUCAGUUGAUUAACUUCGAGAAAAUCAGCUCAGCAAAUGCUUGGAUAGACUCUUAGUGGUUUUAAACUAUAUGAUUUGUAGAAAUAUGGUAAUUGUAGAAAUAUGAGACUUGGUCAGUGAACUCCAUGACAUAAUCAUCAGGUCCACACAAGACUUUAAAUCUUCCCACUUGAUCCUGGAGGGCCCAAACCUUAUCAAAGUCAUAAUCAUGAUAAUGUCACAGGGUACCUAUAAGUUUUUGGCAUGCUUUGCUGGUUUCUGGCUGAUCUGGGCUCUCUUUGUCAUGCUUUGCUGCUUUUGCAGCUUUGCCCAGCGCAAGUUGAAGCACCAGCAUCAAGAGAGGCUGAGGGAACAGUGCCUUCGAGCACUGGAGAUGGAGCCUCUGGAGUGCACUGGAAUUGGUUAUCUUCCCAGGGAGCCUCCUCAGUUCUGCCCACCAAUUCAAAUGAUGUCUCCACAGCUGCCUGUAACACACACUCUCCCUCAAGCAAACUGGACUGUCCCAGAAGACACAGAUGUCUUUGGAAAACCUCCUUGCUACGAAGAGGCUGUAUUGAUGGAGGAUCCACCACCCCCUUACAGUGAGGUUCUGGCUGACCCCAGAGAUGGAACUAACACCAAACCUGCAUCCAGGCCCUCUAGGGAGCAUCAGGAGUCUGAGACCAGCAAGAUGGCCCCUGUGACCAUGUUUCCUGAACGUGACUACUCCUCCCUAAUAUGCCUACCUUCGGCCAGGCGCUGGGACUCACUGGAGCACCUCCUGUCCACCAUGGACCUUAACCACAACAACCUGCCAGUUGAGCCUCAGGCCUCUGCCAUCUCCACCAUGCCUAGUAAAGGCCGGACUCACACAGACAUUGGCUUGCGGGGACUCCACUAUGAUCAACACUAUGGUUUGCCCACAGCCUUUCCCCUUUUGGGUCGAAGUACAGCAGUACAAGUCCGCAAAAAUAGACCUACAGAACACUUUCUGAGAUAAACACUCACAAUGGAAAAGAACUAAAGAACUAGUUAAUUAUAGACCAAUCUCGAAUCUCCCUUUUCUGUCCAAAAUACUAGAAAAGGUGGUAUGCUCACAAUUAUAUUCCUUCUUAGAGAAAAAUGGUAUAUGUGAGGAUUUCCAGUCAGGAUUUAGACCGUAUCAUAGUACUGAGACUGCUCUCCUUAGAGUUACAAAUGAUCUGCUCUUAUCAUCUGAUCGUGGGUGUAUCUCUCUAUUAAUUUUAUUGGAUCUUAGUGCUGCGUUUGACACAAUUGACCACAGCAUUCUUUUGCAUAGACUUGAACACUUUGUUGGCAUCAGUGGAAGUGCAUUAGCAUGGUUUAAAUCGUACUUUUAUGACCGCCAUCAGUUCGUAGCAGUGAAUCAAGAUGUAUCAUAUCGAUCACAAGUGCAGUAUGGAGUACCUCAAGGCUCAGUAAUAGGGCCGCUACUCUUCACGCUUUAUAUGUUACCCUUGGGAGAUAUCAUCAGGAAACAUGGUGUUAGCUUUCACUGUUAUGCUGAUGAUACUCAGCUCUAUAUUUCUUCGCGGCCAGGUGAAACACACCAAUUUUAAAAACUAAUGGAAUGCAUAGUCGAUAUAAAAAAAUGGAUGACGAGUAAUUUCUUACUGCUAAAUUCAGAAAAAACAGAGGUGUUAAUUAUAGGACCUAAAAACUCUGCUUGUAAUAACCUAGAACACUGUCUAAGACUUGAUGGUUGCUCUGUCAAUUCUUCGUCAUCAGUUAGGAACCUAGGUGUGCUAUUUGAUCGCAAUCUUUCCUUAGAAAGCCAUGUUUCUAGCAUUUGUAAAACUGCAUUUUUCCAUCUCAAAAAUAUAUCUAAAUUACGGCCUAUGCUCUCAAUGUCAAAUGCAGAAAUGUUAAUCCAUGCAUUUAUGACUUCAAGGUUAGAUUAUUGUAAUGCUUUAUUGGGUGAUUGUUCUGCACGCUUAGUAAACAAACUACAGCUAGUCCAAAAUACAGCAGCAAGAGUUCUUACUAGAACCAGGAAUUAUGACCAUAUUAGCCCGUUCCUGUCAUCUCUGCACUGGCCCCCUAUCAAACAUCGUAUAGAUUUUAAAAUAUUGCUUAUUACUUAUAAAGCCCUGAAUGGUUUAGCACCUCAGUAUUUGAAUGAGCUCCUUUUACAUUAUACUCCUCUACGUCCGCUACGUUCUCAAAACUCAGGCAAUUUGAUAAUACCUAUAAUAAAAAUCAACUGCGGGCGGCAGAUCCUUUUCCUAUUUGGCGCCUAAACUCUGGAAUAACCUACCUAACAUUGUUCGGGAGGCAGACACACUCUUGCAGUUUAAAUUUAGAUUAAAGACCCGUCUCUUUAACCUGGCUUACACAUAACAUACUAAUAUGCUUUUAAUAUCCAAAUCCGUUAAAGGAUUUUUAGGCUGCAUUAAUUAGGUAAACCGGAACCGGAAACACUUCACAUAACACCCUAUGUACUUGCUACAUCAUUAGAAGAACGGCAUCUACGCUAAUAUUUGUCGGUUUCUCUCUUGUUCCGAGGUCACCGUGGCCACCAGAUCUAGUCUGUAUCCAGAUCCGAGGGUCACUGCAGUCACCCGGAUCCAGUACGUAUCCAGACAUGAUGGUGGAUCAGCACCUAGAAAGGACCUCUACUGCCCUGAAAGACAGCGGAGUCCAGGACAACUAGAGCCCCAGAUACAGAUCCCCUGUAAAGACCUCGUCUCAGAGGACCACCAGGACAAGACCACAGGAAACAGAUGAUUCUUCUGCACAAUCUGACUUUGCUGCAGCCUGGAAUUGAACUACUGGUUUAGUCUGGUCAGAGGAGAACUGUCCCCCCAACUGAGCCUGGUUUCCCCAAGGUUUUUUUCUCCAUUCUGUCACCAAUGGAGUUUCGGUUCCUUGCCGCCGUCGCCUCUGACUUGCUUAGUUGGGGUCACUUCAUCUACAGCGAUAUCAUUAACUUGAUUGCAAAUAAAUGCACAGACACUAUUUAAACUGAACAGAUAUGACAUAACUGAAUUCAAUGAUGAACUGCCUUUAACUAUCAUUUUGCAUUAUUGAGACACUGUUUUCCAAAUUGAAUAUAUAUAUACAUUAUUAUUUUAAUUUUUUUGCACAGAACAAAAUAUUGAAUUGAGACAAUCAAUUAAAUUUACUGCACCUAACUCUCAUUUCAAAAACACUGCCCCCAAAAUACUUGCACUGUAAAAUGAAUCUAUAGGAAACGGUUGAUUGUCUGGGGUGAGUACAGUUGUUUAAAAUAAUUGUAUCUGCUUUUACCCUUUAUGUUUUUAUAUUUUCAGUUAUAUCACAACAGAAGCUAAAGACAGAGAUGUAAACUGUUUUCUCUCUGCCAGCAAUGUUUUGCUAAGUGACCAUAGAAAAACUAUGUGAAUCUUUUUGCACAGAUGAAAUGAGCAGUACCAUCACUGAUAUGAUAAGUGGAUUGUGAUAUGCAAAUUAGCAUAUACAAGACAUAUUAUGUAUCAGAUGUUCCCCGUUUGUGAUCUAUCAAUCAAAGGGGGUUUUGUGCAUACAUUUCUUUCGAUCUGGUAAGAUUCUUAAUUUAAACUAAAUUUUAUUCCCAUUUGACACCGAAUUUAGACUCCAAAUUCUCCAGAGCACAUUUUCUUUCUCUGUGAACAUGAACUUUGAAUGGCAAACCGUGAAUGAGUUUCAUGCAGGGAUCAUGUAGCAUGCAACGUGUGUGCUUGUGUACACAGGCUUUACUAAUUCAUAGCUGCUAUAUAUUUUCAUGCUCAUAUGAAAGUUUUGAGGAUUUUUGGUUUGUUUUCUAAAAAUAUUCACAAUAUACAAA
Carassius gibelio (silver crucian carp) is the source of this 3993-nucleotide messenger RNA. Its product is annotated as proline-rich protein 7-like. NCBI's taxonomy places the organism in Eukaryota, Metazoa, Chordata, Actinopteri, Cypriniformes, Cyprinidae. The coding region runs from base 415 to 1185 and encodes 256 amino acids. The record is from RefSeq and is a predicted model, not a curated record. The transcript has 2 exons.